AGCGAAUCCACUCAGGUUAAUAAAGAACAACUGUCGAUAAAAGAGGAAACCACGCUCUGCAGACACACAGACACAAAGAAGAAUAAAUGAUGCCAGCAGGAGACUUGACGCUUUCAUGAUAAGAAACAAAAGUUUUUUUUCUAACUUCUAGAACAAAGACACAUGAGAACAUCUGCUAACUGUUUCGACAUGAAAUGGAACUGCUAAAGCUGACUCUCAUAAUUCAAGCUGUGGUUCUCUCUCAAGCAUUUCAAAAUAACUCAUACUACCCUCAAAACAACACAUCCGAAGCGACAGCUAACCAUACAGACACUGCCAACGAAACUGAGCACCUCAUCUCUAUAUUUAAAUUAUCAAAGACAUGCUCUGGGACUCUAGAGGUUCUUCACAAUGGGACUUGGAUUCCAGUAAUACUUACUCCAGGAUCCAGUAAUGAACCUGCAAACAGAAUCUGUAAAAAACUGGGAUGCGGAAAAUACUUUCACCGGGAUGAUAAUUCAUCACAAUACACUGAUGGAGAAAACAGAGAAGUCCAGAACACCUCAUACCAGAUGGAAUGUAUCUUUGAGAGCCUGGAUGUUCUGAAAUGCAAACAUGUUUGGGAAAGAAAUUUUACAAAUGUGACAGAGAUCUUUUGUGGACACCAGGCCGUGCGAUUGGCGGGAGGCUCCGAGCGCUGUGCUGGGAGAGUAGAGGUGUGGGAGGCGGGACAGUGGGGAACAGUGUGCGAUGACGAGUGGGACAUCCAAGAUGGGCAUGUGGUGUGCGCCCAGCUGGGCUGCGGAUUCGCUGUGGAGGUGACACACAAUGCCACUCCCUUCGGAAAGGGGCUGGGACCAGUGUUACUGGACGACGUCAACUGCACCGGCACGGAGCCCAAUCUAUGGAGGUGUCCUUCACAAAAGCUCAGUGGGGACUGUGGGCACAAAGAAGAUGCUGGAGUUGUGUGCUCAGAGCACAAGGCCGUGCGGUUGACCGGUGGGUUAGACCGCUGUUCCGGGCGAGUGGAGAUCCACCGGAAUGGGAGCUGGGGAACAGUGUGUGACAAUGGGUGGGACAAGCAGGAAUCAGGCAUGGUCUGUGCCCUGCUAGGCUGUGGCCCCCCUCAGGAGUACAUAAUUCAUCCACCCUUUACACACGAGAGUGCCUUAAAGUUUUUUUACUACUGCAAAAAAAAACACAUCGAACUGUGGGACUGCACGGAGCUCAUCAAUCACGUAUAUGCCUGCACAGACUCCAAUGCUGCAGGGCUCAUUUGUCAAGGAUCACUUGGUUUCCCAAAUAUUACAACACCGGCACCUACCAACAAUUAUACAACAGGGCCUGUGACCACAGCAAGUAAUGAAGUUGAAAGCACAGGUUUCGUUCUGUCCUUUCCUCUGCUGGGCUGUUUUUUGCUGUUGUUCCUUCUGAUCCUGGCCUUAAUAGUAAUUGCAUUGCUCUUCGGAAGAUACCGGAAAAAAGAGGUGAUGCCUGUCCAGCUGAACAGUACUGGCCGCCACAUUACCUCAGAAAGACAGGACAAUGAUUACGACGAGUCUGUGGACCUCAUCAAAGUGACAGCAAACAACCCAGAUGGCCACGUGAAUCCUGAACUUCAAACAGCCCCGAGCAAUGAUGACACUUCCUCAUUUGACUCCGAUUACGAGCAUUAUGACUUCAGCGCAGAGCCUGCUGCCGCCAUGUCCACCUUUCAAAAUUCUUUGCGGAACAGAACGGAAAACAGGAGCCCUAUGUUUAAUUCCAUACCACUGUGCAGUCUGGCCGAAGAAGAAACUCCAAACACUCUCCAGGUACCAACAUGUACAAAUCCCAACAUAAAUGAAGACACUUCAAGCACUUCUUCUGGAGAAAGCAAUUUCUAUAAUAAUUCUGAGAAACAAAAAACAUUGAGCCUACCAGUUGCAGAAGACUCCUUCGAUUCCUCCAGCACCUCGUCAGGAGAAUGCUAUGAAAACACAGACCAGAACGCUGACCAGCUGCCAGCACCAGACAUUGCAGGUCCUUUAUGGUCAGAGGACACCAGUACACUGCUGGAGCCCUGCUCCUACCUGACUCCAGGUGACUGCCUGAUGACCCCUGUGACAAAUGACCCUGAGUACUACAGCUGUCCUCCACCAGGCCCCACAGCCAGCGCUGAUCCAGGAGACUCUGCUGAUUCUUCUAGCACGUCUUCAGGAGAAUGUUACGAGAACACAGCCAUUAAUAAUGACCAGGCUUUGCCUGUCAUGAUUCAUGAUUCUGGAGAGUCCUCAACUGAUGAUGACUAUGAUGACAUCGCAAACUACCACACCUAAAUGUUCAGCUUGAGGCUGGCUGCCCUACCUCACACUCUGCUUGAGGGGACAAAGCCAAGAUCAUUUUUAGCUGCACGGGUAUUUCAAAUCUUACAGGUUGUGUUGUAUAUAUAUAUAAAAAAAGACCUUUUAUUUUUAUCAGCAUCUGUUGUCUUCAACGUUCCUACUACCGACAGAAGUAAAGGAAAAAUGUUUACUCACACGGUGACCUGAGAAGUUGCUCUCUGUCAGCUCCUAUUCUUUCUCAACGUGGCACAAUAGCAGUGUUUCCUCCAUCCAUUUUCUAAAUGCUUCUUCCAAUUUGGGGUAGCGGGGGAGCCAGUAGCUAUCCCAGCAAGCAGCAAGCACAAGGCAGGUACACCCUGAACAGGACACCAGACCAUUGCAGGGCAAACAC
Molecule: messenger RNA, 2694 nt
Organism: Lepisosteus oculatus (spotted gar)
Lineage: Eukaryota; Metazoa; Chordata; Actinopteri; Semionotiformes; Lepisosteidae
Product: T-cell differentiation antigen CD6-like
Biological process (GO): zymogen activation
Cellular component (GO): plasma membrane
Molecular function (GO): serine-type endopeptidase activity
Source: RefSeq, a predicted model, not a curated record